AUGGCAAUAUUGGGAAACUCAUUGAUGAAUUUAAAUUCAAACACCAGCUAUGGGCUGCCGAUUGGUGAUGUAACGGAACAAGAGUCUAGAUGGUGGGCUGCAGUCCUCGCGAAAGGGUGUGGGUGGCGAGCAACGCUUACACGCGGUGACAAAGAGUACUGUCCGCCAUGGGCCUGCCACUUGAAAUAUGGUGAACCGUUUACUCUUCUUCAUGAUAACCCUGAGUUAUGUCUCUCUUCUGAAGUGGAUCCUCCGUCAUCGGCUCUGGCUCAAGGUUAUCUCAUCCGGCUGGCGGAAAUGCAUGAUGUAUUCGACCAGCUCCUCGCCGCUUUUACUGCAGCUCUUACUAUCCCGAGUCGGUAUCAAUCAAUAGGCAGUCAAAAUCUGCAGUAUCUUCAUGGUUGA
Messenger RNA from Nannizzia gypsea CBS 118893, 405 nucleotides. RefSeq lists its product as hypothetical. The transcript has a single exon. NCBI's taxonomy places the organism in Eukaryota, Fungi, Ascomycota, Eurotiomycetes, Onygenales, Arthrodermataceae. Bases 1 to 405 code for a protein of 134 amino acids. The record is from RefSeq and is a predicted model, not a curated record.